GUGACGUCACGCCCUCAAUUCACUUAAAGCAAAUAAAUCCGUGUUUUCUACCAGUAAUCACUUGAUACCAGUGUGAUAUCUUGCCCAAAAGAAGGCUGUGAACAGACAAACGAAGGACAAAGAAUAUUUUGGGAAUCUCAAGAUAUAUAAUACAUUCAGUAUGGCACAGUACAAAGUUCUCGACCCCGAGCAGGAAGUUAUCUGUCCCUAUGACCCAAACCAUAGACCACGGGCAAGAGGCAUACAGUCACAUCUGAUCAACUGUCGCAAGAACAACCCACACAUGAAGUUGGAGAUCUGUCAAUUUAAUGCAACUCACCAUGUGCCAAGAUCAGAGUACAGACAUCACCUAAUGACAUGUCCAGACAAGGCCAUGAUGGAGCUUGAAUUUAGAUAUGAAGCAAGAGCUGGGCAGGUCCUGGGUGGUUGUACACAGGUUCCUGUAUACCAGGAUAUGAACAUACCAAGCAGUGAGGACUGGGAUGCUGAUGUACAAGAUGUGACAAAUACUUUCAAUGGAAUCAUUUUACACCGGAGUGGUAAUCAACCGAGACAACAGCCUAUAUCUUACAACUGUGGCUUGAAUCAAACGUACAAUAAAUCUGGGAAACAGGCUACUUCUUUCGACACCAGUCCUAAACAGCCAAGAUUUCAGCCUGUUGAGCAGCCAGUAUCAAGCAUAUAUGCUUACAGCGUUAGUCGUGGGCGAGGGAGAGGUCGUGGACGAGGGUGUAGAAUUGAGCAAACAGAACAAGAUAUCGUAUGUAACCCAGAAAAUAGCUUUGGUCGAGGUGGUGGGGCUGGACCGAGUCUGGUGUCAGCUCAGCUUGGUUCUACUGUACCUUUUCCAAAAGGUUUGGUGGAAAAGAGGUUCUAAACUAAUGACAAUCUGGAACCAUUCUCUUUUGAAGACCAAAUUAGUGGUGUAUUACAGACCAACUAGAGUGGCCGAUGAUAAAUUUGGACUUCAGAUGAGAGUUUUUGAAGCUGCUAAGAAAUUAAUCCUUAUCAUGGGAUAUAUAGAGUAAUGAGAGUGUGUAAUGACUAUUAAAACACAAUUAACUAGGAAGUUAAUGUUGUGUUUUUUAUUGUACAUAUACAUAAUCACUUGUAUAUUGCUUAUAUGUUUUUUAGCUCACCUGUCACAAAGUGACAAGGUGAGCUUUUGUGAUCGCGCGGUGUCCGUCGUCCGUCGUCCGUCCGUGCGUCCGUCCGUCCGUCCGUAAACUUUUGCUUGUGACCACUCUAGAGGUCACAUUUUUCAUGGGAUCUUUAUGAAAGUUGGUCAGAAUGUUCAUCUUGAUGAUAUCUAGGUCAAGUUCGAAACUGGGUCACGUGCCGUCAAAAACUAGGUCAGUAGGUCUAAAAAUAGAAAAACCUUGUGACCUCUCUAGAGGCCAUAAUUUUCAAUGGAUCUUCAUGAAAAUUGGUCAGAAUGUUCAUCUUGAUGAUAUCUAGGUCAAGUUCGAAACUGGGUCACGUGCACUCAAAAA
Mercenaria mercenaria is the source of this 1493-nucleotide messenger RNA. RefSeq lists its product as uncharacterized. Lineage: Eukaryota; Metazoa; Mollusca; Bivalvia; Venerida; Veneridae. The coding region runs from base 161 to 877 and encodes 238 amino acids. The record is from RefSeq and is a predicted model, not a curated record. The transcript is spliced from 6 exons.